AUGUUGGCUCACUUCAGUCCGAGCAUUUCCCUGGAACUGUUCGAUCUGUAUGGUCUGGUGCUGCAGCUCCUGGUGCCCGGAGAGACCACCGUGUUCUACUACAAUCCAAGCGGUCUCAACUGCAGCUUGGAUUGGCUCUGGCAACGGAACCUGUCCACCAAUCCUCAGAUUGUCUGGCAGAAAAAUGAGCCCGCAGUGGAUCUAGCUCAGCAUUUUAACAGCAAUCUCUUUGUGCUGGCCUGCCUCUCGCGGGAGUCCAUUGAGAUGGAGCUCGGGGGCCUGUCCUCCAGUCUGAGCCACCUUCGAGGGGCGCGUGUGCUGAUCGAAGUAGCGGACACUGCCAACCCCAACGAGGAUCUUCUGGCUACUAACAUACUGUCGUUGUGUCUCAAGAAUAGCAUGUUAAAUGUGAUGCUGUACUUCCAGCAAUGGAGUCGCCAUCUUAUCAUCUAUAGCUUUCGAGCUUUCCCACACUUUCAACUCAUCAAGCAGAAUAUUCUCACCCAGGGCCCAGCCAGACUCCAAAUGUUUGUGGACCAAUUGGCAGAUUUGGGUGGCAAAGAGAUUAUAGCCAUUCCGGACUUGUCGCCACCAAACACAUUCGAGUACAAGGAUGCGAGUGGAGAAACGCGAUUUGCUGGCUACCUCUGGAGGUUCAUCGCGGAAUUUGCAAGCAGCUUGGGCGGCAGGCUGAAGGCGUCGAACCCCACAUGGGUUUCGGGCAGGACAGCUGCCAGUCUGUACAUGCUGGAGCUGACGAGGAAUGCCAGUGUGGACUUUGGACUCACGACCACCAUGAUAACAGAGAAGUCCUUCAAGAACUACUAUCAGUACACCUAUCCCAUGCUCUACUCCAGCUGGUGCACAAUGCUGCCCAUGGAGCGACCCAUGCCCGUGCACUCGCUGUUCCAUCGGAUAAUGAGCUGCGAGGCAGUGGUUGUGGUGGUGACAGCCAGCCUGGUUCUGGGCCUACUCGUACCGGCUAUACUCAAAUAUCUGGGCAUCAACUUUCGUGGCAGAUUGGUGCAUCUGACGCCCCGACUGCUGGCCCUCGUCCUCGUCUGUGCCUGCGCGGCCCAACUGCUCUCCCUGCUGAUCUCGCGUCCCACCUCUGCCCGGAUUGAUAGCUUUGAUGAUCUGCUGCGGUCCAGUCUGAAGAUUUUUGGUAUGCGCAGCGAGUUCUAUUUCUUCGAUGGCGAUUUUCGGGCCAAGUAUGCGUCGGCAUUCCAUUUGACCAACGAUCCCAGCGAGCUCUACGACAAUCGAAACUAUUUCAACACCAGCUGGGCCUACACCAUCACCACCGUCAAGUGGGCUGUCAUCAACGCCCAGCAACUGCACUUCUCGCGUCCCGUCUUUCGGCUGUCCCACAACAUGUGCUUCCAUGGGUUCAUGCCGGGCAGCCUGCUCAUCCCGCCGGAGUCUGUCUACAGGGACCGCCUCCAUCACUUCAUUCUGCGAAUGGAUCAGUCGGGUCUGAUUGCUUACUGGAUCCGCAUGAGCUUCUACGACAUGGUCCGGGCCGGACGCAUGACCAUCAAGGACUACAGUCAAACGCAGCAGCUGCAUGCCCUCACCCUGAAUGACUUUCGGCUGGCGUGGCACCUGAGUCUCUUGGGAGUAAUAAUUUCCCUCGUCGCAUUUGUGCUAGAACUGCUGCGAUUCUACAUACCCGUCUUUCUCAACAGCCUCUAG
Messenger RNA from Drosophila subobscura, 1695 nucleotides. RefSeq lists its product as uncharacterized. The record is from RefSeq and is a predicted model, not a curated record. The coding region runs from base 1 to 1695 and encodes 564 amino acids. The transcript has a single exon. NCBI's taxonomy places the organism in Eukaryota, Metazoa, Arthropoda, Insecta, Diptera, Drosophilidae.